AUGUCAACUCUGGUGGCGGCAGAGGCGACUACUUCGACGGAAACGCGUGAGAYAGCUUCGACUGCGAGGACGUUGGUGGCAACGUCAGCGGAAGAAACGGCAGAUGGAAUCGCUACACCAUCUCUGGUAGAAUCGACGACUUCCGUUACGCCGCCGGCAUCCGAGACCACUGAGAUUAUAGCCAUCUCCCGACAGAUCAACUGCGCCCUGGAAUGCCCAAUAUGUUUGACCCUGAUGUCGGCCAUGUCGUGCUUUUGCCCUAAUGGGCAUGCAGUGUGUCAGCCAUGCAUGCAGACGCUGUUCAACACCGACCAUACUCGCAACACCCUGUGUCCGUUGUGCCGGACGUCGAUGGAGCAAUCCGUGAGCAUGUCGGCCAUUGUCAAAAAACUGGUCGAGGUGUCAAGAUCGGUGAAGGUGGCAUGCUCCAACCAGUCAUUAGGAUGUCCCGAGCUGGUACCCGUGCUUCACGUCAGCGAACACGAAUCCGUGUGCCGGUAUGUAGCGGGUGUGAAGUGUCAGGUGGGCUUGUGYCAGUGGGUUGGCAUGUACGAACAGCUAUACGAACACGUGUUGAACAUGCACCCCGGUGUCGCUGUUCAGUCUUCGACGAAUCGGCUGAUGGUGACCGACGUUAAAGAWAUAAAAAAAUACCGAAGCCGGACAUACUUGGUCCAGUCUACGUACGGCAUGAUUUGGGUGCUGUUGUCACGGACGACGCGGUCACGGAUCCAGGCGGGACUAUUCAUGGUGGACCGCAAAUGGAGUGGCCGACACUCGACAUCAGAACCCGACCAAAAUUUCAYCAACUCGAGUCAAUCUGACAUUCUAUACCGGAUUACGUGGUUUGAUGAUAACGACAGGGCAAGAACUAGAAGCAGGACGAAGGUGGUAAAUUGGAGCACUACCCUGAAGGAGGCCAGCCACGCAUUAAUGAACAACGCGUAUUCCAUGUUCCGGUCCAGGAAGGGUAGCAUGGAGAUCAGCUGGUUCCCGUCUCAUCGACACAAUAAUAACCACCGUACUAUCCUUUGACUUAUUGUAGUAUUGCAUAGACAUACAGUGACRGUGUAAAAGUAAUUCGACCACAGAAAUUCAGUGAGUGUAUGUGUGUGAACUGUACUAAUAAUACUAUACCUAGAUCCGAUAGGUACGUGCGACAAAGCGGGGAUGUGUCAAAUUUUAUUCAUUAUUUAUCGUCGUCAAUAUUAAAAGCUUUCCACCGUGGGUCAACUCAACUACGCUUACUACGAAAUCGUAUGUGUAUGGAACGUUUGUAUAAUAAUUUGUUUUUAAUUUAUUUGUUUUUUAACUGAUUAAUAA
This is a messenger RNA of Diuraphis noxia (Russian wheat aphid), 1323 nucleotides long. RefSeq lists its product as uncharacterized. NCBI's taxonomy places the organism in Eukaryota, Metazoa, Arthropoda, Insecta, Hemiptera, Aphididae. Gene Ontology annotation, cellular component: cytoplasm. Gene Ontology annotation, molecular function: zinc ion binding; ubiquitin protein ligase activity. The record is from RefSeq and is a predicted model, not a curated record.